CACCUUAAAUUGGAUGCGAUCCGCCAACACAAUCCCGAAGAAGAACAAGAAGAACAAGAAGAAGAACAAGAACAGAGAUUCUCCUCUGGUGGCCGCUGCAGUGCAGAAGUAGCUAGAUAUAAUCGAACGGAUCUUACAAGCUAGAGGAGCAGACAGCAGAAUCUAUUCAACAUCACCCGAUGUACAAACUGAAACGCGGCCGCCUUUGCAAUAAAACAAUAAAGGCGUGUUAUAUGGCUCUUUCAUCAAGGGAUUGUUGCAUUUGGAUUAAAGGAGACGCAAGGGAUGUAGCUGGAGCUGAUGCCUGGCUAUCCUGAUUGCUAUCUACUAGCUAGUUAACUGAUGUUGCAUCGAUGGAAUUAUUCGAGUGCCAUUGAUUGAGAACAACCCAGCAACGCUAAAGAAGACGUUACAGUACAUGGAUAGCGGCUAGCUAGCCGUGACGGGAGUGUGAACGGCACACAGACAUGAUGAUGUAUUACUCAACGUUGAAGGAUCUAACAUGUUAACUAAAUACGUGUGACUUGGUAUUCAUCCAUUUUAAGCCAGCUAUCUUUAACGUUAGCUGGCUGGUUUUAUCGUCCGGCAUUUGGACAGGGUGAUAGUAAGAUUGGGAGUGUGUAUCGGUAUGGCACAGCUUCUAGAAGGCGCCCGCAAACUGGGCUGGGUACUCUUGAACGCUUUCCUUCGUUUCAUCUUUGUGUUCAUCAAUAACUGUGUAGCAAUCCCUUCGUAUUGCCUCUACUGCAUUCUUCUUCAACCUCUGAGAAUAAUGGACAGUCGCUCUUUCUGGCUCAUUGAAGGAAUAAUGUUCAAAUGGAUGUUGGCAAUGGUGUCACUGUGGGGCUGGGUUGCAGGCUAUACAGUGAUGGAAUGGGGCGACGACGUAAGGCCCCUUUCUGAAGAGGAAGCCAUGGUCAUCGUCAACCACCAAGCCACAGGGGACGUGUGCACCCUCAUGAUGUGCCUGCAGGACAAGGGCACGGUGGUGAGGAAGAUGAUGUGGUUGAUGGACCAUGUGUUCAAGUACACCAACUUUGGCCUGGUGUCUCUAAUCCACGGCGACUUCUUCAUCAGACAGGGUAAAGCGUACCGGGACAAGCAGCUGAUCUACCUGAAGGACCACCUGGACCGGUACUACCACAGUCGUGAAAGGAAGUGGAUCGUGCUCUUCCCGGAAGGCGGCUUCCUGCGCAAGCGGCGGGAAACCAGCCAGGCGUUCGCCAAGAAGAACUCACUGCCGCCCCUGACGCAUGUGACGCUGCCACGGCUAGGCGCCACCCAGGUGAUCCUGAAGACCCUAGGGCCACAGCAGGAGAACGGCAGCCUGGCGAAGGAGGCCAGCACAGUGCACCCCAGCCAGUCAGGUAGUAAACCCAAAGGCCUACAGUGGGUGGUGGACGUGACCAUAGCGUACCCCAAAGCCAGGCCCAUGGACAUCCAGACGUGGAUCUUUGGCUACAGACCCCCCACGGUCACACAUGUACACUACAGGGUAUACCCCAUAAAGGAGGUUCCGGUGGAGACCAAGCCCCUGACAGAUUGGCUGUACCAGAGGUUUGUGGAGAAGGAGGAUCUACUGGCUCACUUCUACGAAACAGGAGCCUUCCCUCCACCGAAAGGCCAGAAGGAGGCCGUAUCCCGGGCGAUGACCCUCGACCCCGUGCAGCUCUGCGUCAUCCAAUCCCUGGCCUUCGCCUCGGGCUACCUGUGGUACACCGUCCUCCAGUACUUCUACUGCUGUUUGUUCUGAGUGCGCUGAAGUGGAUGGAGUUUAAAAGUGGACCAGACCCUAUUGGCACUGCUUCUGGAUCAGUGGAUGGCUCGCCCUCCCCGGCACCAUCCCUCCUCCUAUGAUGGAUGAAUGUACAUUUUGCAAAAAGCGUGAGGGACUGAUAAAAAAUGACUAUGUUGGAGGCUAUUUUCCCCCUUGGAUACAUGAAUACCUACACACACAGACAAGGACGGACAUACACGAUUGACUGAAGCCCAUACUUCUGAACAUUAAUCAUUUACACACACUUACUUCUUGGAUAUAAACGCCCCAAUCUAGUUGGUCUCUCAUUUCUCACACACACUCCCGCACACAUUUUUUAUGUUUACACACGUCCUCACACACUUCAAUUAUUAAAGUCACAUGGCCAGUUUUACUCUCAAAUCAAGAAUGAGGCUCAGGACUAAAACUGAGGGUGUUUUCAAGUGGACUCUCUUCCUGGUCUUUAGGUGUAGUUUUACAGUGUGCGAGUGUGUGGUAGUGUGCGUCGUGUCUGCCCUCGUACCCACCCCCACCCUUGGGUGAACCAACCCCCUCCCCUACCCCCCGUUGGACCUCUCUCCAGGCCUGCUGAUUCUGCGGUUGGCCCACCCUACAGAGAGA
This is a messenger RNA of Coregonus clupeaformis (lake whitefish), 2377 nucleotides long. It is a transcript of the gene lpgat1, whose product is annotated as lysophosphatidylglycerol acyltransferase 1. The record is from RefSeq and is a predicted model, not a curated record. NCBI's taxonomy places the organism in Eukaryota, Metazoa, Chordata, Actinopteri, Salmoniformes, Salmonidae. Gene Ontology annotation, cellular component: endomembrane system. The transcript is spliced from 8 exons. The coding region runs from base 629 to 1753 and encodes 374 amino acids. Gene Ontology annotation, molecular function: acyltransferase activity.